AUGUAUAACACCCACGACUACAGAACAGGUAUCCAUGCUAUCAAUGUGGUUUUCUGCAUGAAACAUACAACUGUCCCUGCUUAUGUUGGCAAGUAUUCCACCCCACGUAAACAAGAUGGAGGGAAGACAGAAGUCGGUCCAGUCCAUCCACCAUCCAACAGGAAACAGAGUCCAGAUUCCACUAUCCGGACAACCCCUAGAAAGGAUGAGGACUUACUUCCUGGAAACUCCGACACAUCAGGACAGGGACAGACCAAGGGGACAAAACUCUGUUUAUCCCGGGGACAGAAACGACACAGGUACACUGAGUCAAUUUCUCCAGACAAGAAACGACAAAAACAUACAAAGAAAAGAACCGUUCCUCCAGAAAAAAACAAAAAGCAAAUUCUUGUUCCAGAAACAUGUGACCUCUACAACCAAUCAAAUGUCAGUUCUGGAAAUGAAAGGAUUUCAUUGGACGAUAGUUUACAAAGCCCUGUUGUGUACAGAAACAAGGGUCAUAGACAGCAGAGUGAAAUGGAUGACGUUUGUGCCAGAGAUAUUCAGAUAAUUCCAGAAACUGUUCACUUUUACGAUGCAUACCCAUCAUCAGAGGAGGAAGAAGUAGAUGAAGUUUGUACUCAGUCGACGAUAAAACGUGCUCCAAGCCAGAACUACAGUCUGCGGAGUAUUUUGUGUAGUCCUCCGUCAUCAGACGGUGAAGAUUGUGUCACCGAUAUGACGAAUGUUGUUAAUCAUCGAACUAUGCAACUCAGUGGACAGAGUGUUGUUACGGAGGACGAGACACAAUGUGAUAAAAAUGUAAAAAAGACGGAGCCUGCUGGUAUAUGUCUUAAUGUUAGAACGAAUAAUGGGGCUCAAGUUUCCGGUAGAUGUUUAAAUCAAAAUAGCAGUUUAACCUCCAAAAUAUCACAAAGGGAACAAGUCAAUGCUGGUGAUAUACAGGACAUCUGUGAUAGAUUUCAGAAACAUGAUGAUCCGUCUAAACAAAAUGAUACAUUGAGUGUUAAACCAUUUAAAAAAGAAAGCUCACAGCAGACUCGAGGGAAGCAUGGAACUUGUACUUCAUUUGAUGAGGAAAGAAAAACUACAAGAACCUCACAGACCACAAAUCAGCAGACACAUUCACAAACAUUCCAUGGAUCCUUGUCGACUUUGUCUCCUGUCACCAAGAUUGGAGGUGAUGGCAGGAUUGAGAUUGGUUCCCCCUCGCUUCUCCAGGUGUCAAGGACGGAGGUAGAGCCAAAAUCUCCUUCGUUACUGAAGGGGUCAAGUCUGGUGGACGAUGAUAUUACAAUUCUUGACAGUCCAGAGUCAAGUUUGCAUGAAAAAAAUUACAAGAAAGUAGACGAAAUAUCUAACAAAUCUCAAGAUAAGUUAUCUGGCAGGAGUUUCAAGAAGAAUCUUCACGAAGUAGAUAAGGAUGAAUCUCCCUGUGUUUUAAGAUCUGAGACUAAAAUAAACGUAAGAGGAUCAAACAUGUCGGACAGUACAUCACAAAACAGUAAAUCCCCUAAAAAGAGAACUCUCAAGUUAAGUAGAGGGAGUAAAGUUGAACUUGUCAACAGCAAUGACGAUGCGUUAUCAUCACGGCAACUACGCCAGACAACUCUGAGUCAAGUUUUCAACAACAGCCCUCCAAAGAGAAAAAAGAAAAAAACUGACUCACAGGAGGAGGAGGAUCUACAGAAAGCCAUACAACUGUCCCUGAGAGAUGCAGAGCUUCAGA
This is a messenger RNA of Pecten maximus, 1729 nucleotides long. RefSeq lists its product as uncharacterized. The record is from RefSeq and is a predicted model, not a curated record. Lineage: Eukaryota; Metazoa; Mollusca; Bivalvia; Pectinida; Pectinidae. The transcript is spliced from 3 exons. The annotation marks the transcript as partial.